This is a messenger RNA of Pocillopora damicornis (cauliflower coral), 2112 nucleotides long. RefSeq names its product NADPH oxidase 2. Gene Ontology annotation, biological process: defense response; superoxide anion generation. NCBI's taxonomy places the organism in Eukaryota, Metazoa, Cnidaria, Anthozoa, Scleractinia, Pocilloporidae. Gene Ontology annotation, cellular component: plasma membrane; NADPH oxidase complex. The record is from RefSeq and is a predicted model, not a curated record. Gene Ontology annotation, molecular function: superoxide-generating NAD(P)H oxidase activity.
UCCACUUGAAUGAGCCUUACAUAAAUGUCUUAGCAACAACUCUCCGACAAUAUCUGUCUUCUUAAUUCCGCCGAUCAUGUAAACCGAGAAUAUCUUUCUCAAAGGGAUUGUAGGUUAUCAGAAAGUGGAUAUAUUGAAGUCGUACAUCAAGACGCGAAGUUAAGCUUACUAAUUUCACUGAGGAAUCUCACACGCGUACGAUUUUACAAACGAGGUCAAAGGCUGGGCAGCAGUUUUACACAGAGGAAAAAGUUUUAACUUAACGAAGCGGUGUUCUUUCCUUGAAGGAAACAAUACAGUUUAAAUACAAAAAUGGCCAAAUUCGCCCUUAGGAACGAGCUUGGACGGUACAUUGUUGCAAUAGCAUGGAUGGGAAUUAACAUAUAUUUAUUCGUGAGUGCCUACAUAUCUCUCCAGACUUCCCCAAAAAACUUCUACCUCAGAGUUAUUGUCAAGGAAGGAUUGGCUUUUGCUCGAGCGUCUGCUGCAGUUUUGAACUUUAACUGUAUGCUUAUUCUUUUGACUAUGUGUCGGAACCUUCUCUCUUCCAUUCGAGGCCUUGGGGUACGUGAUCUGCUUUACAGCAACUGUCUAAUCAAUGAACCCACUUGUUUCAAAGAACUUUUAUUUGUGUUGUUACCAAGCGUAAUACUGACUUCUGGUUUUUCUGAUCAGGUACCAGUAGUGGAGCUGUGGAAAUUAGCGGCUGGUAUUACUGGAGCUGUCAUAACCCUUUGUCUUAUUUUGAUGCUCUCUUCUGCCACGGAACUUAUCAGGCGGUCGUAUUUUGAAGUGUUUUGGUAUAACCAUCAUCUAUUCGUGAUCUUCUACAUUGGACUGGUCGUUCAUGGUGUGCAGGGUAUCGUACGAUUUCAGUCGAACACUGAUGAGCAUGACCCUGAAACCUGCUCCAAAAAUGUGACCUCGUGGGGAAAGGAGGGAGACUGCAAAACGCUUCCCAAAUUUGCUCCUUUUGGAAUGAAUACCUGGAAAUGGGUAGUUGGACCAAUGUUCCUGUAUCUCGUUGAACGUGGAAUCAGAUUUUAUCGCUCAUUCCAGACGGUUAAAAUUAUGAAAGUUGUUAACCAUCCAUCGAAAGUUAUCGAGAUCCAGAUGAAGAAAGCAGGCUUCCAUCAUGCUGCUGGACAGUACAUUUUCCUCAAGUGUCCCAAACUCUCUCAUUUAGAGUGGCAUCCUUUCACUUUGACAUCGGCCCCUGAGGAUGAUUUCUUCUCCGUGCAUAUUCGUAUCGCUGGGGACUGGACAGGUGGACUGGCCAAACUUUGUGGUGGUGACGGUAAACAAACAAGAAGCCUGUCUGAUAUGCCAAGACUUGCAGUAGAUGGGCCCUUUGGAACAGCUACUACGGACGUUUUCAAGUAUCCCGUGGUGAUGUGUAUCGGAGCUGGUAUUGGGGUAACACCGUUUGCAUCUAUCUUGAAGUCCAUCUGGUAUCAAUAUAAUCAGAACAAUGUUAACCCGGUGGUUAAAAAAGUUUACUUCUUUUGGAUUUGUCCCGACACGAACGCAUUCGAAUGGUUUACAGAUCUCUUGCAGUACCUUGAAGAAAGAAUGGUGGAAACUGGAAACAGAGAUUUCUUGGAAUAUAACAUUUACCUCACCAGAGGCUGGGGUCCAAAUAUGGCUCGCACCAUUGUUCUACACGAGGAUGAGGAGACGGACAUCAUCACUGGAUGUAAACAGAAGACUCGCUAUGGGCGACCAGAAUGGAACGGCAUUUUCGGUAGCGUUGCUCGAGCUCAUCCAAGAACAAACAUCGGAGUCUUCUUUUGUGGUCCUGCUGUUCUUUCACAUCAGCUUCACCAGACAGCCAAUGCACACAGCAAUGUUGUUGAAGGAACAAAGUUUUACUAUAACAAGGAAAAUUUCUGAAGCUUUAGGCGUGACUUUUUUUUUAUGAAGAGAAAAACAUUUUAAUUUUUUGUUUUUAUCAUAGAAUAAUGUAGUACUUUUUCAGUGUAGUUUUUAUAUUGGCAGUACAAAGUUAGUCGAAUUAGUAACUUUUUCACACUAAGAGAAUCUACAAUGCACAAGGUAAUGAUGAAAGCUACUUUUUAACUCUAGUUUCUUAAAUCGAAUUAAAACAUUAAA